UAAUUUGAGAGCAGAGAGAUCCUCAGGAUAUCAUUAGCCAAAGGAAAAGCUCCGCAUUCCCACCCAGUGCAGAGGUUGAAAUAGUAUCAGAAGGCCAGAGUCUUUCUCUCCAGCCACAGGCUCCAUCUUUCAGGAGCAAGGGGGAACUCUGAGAGAGAGUGGGGCAGCAGAGCCCGCGGCCUGCCAGCGCCCUGGAGGAGGGCUUCCCUCUCCUGCCCUCGAUCCCGCUGGGUUGACCCGGCUGAGUUCCAGCCCAGAGCGCAGGAGCGCAGAGCCGGGGCGCCUCCUGCGCUACCCAGGCGCUGGUGACAGCCACAUGAAGCCUGCUGGGGAGGCGGGGCCAGGGUGCAGCAAGCCGGCGGGGACCGAGGCUGUCGCCGUCUUAGGGAGGCACUGACUGCCAAGGGGACCCCCUCCCCUCUAUCGUGCCUGGGCGAACAGUCUUCUCCAGGGGUCCCCUGUCAUCCUGCCUAUCCAGGAUGGUGCUGCUGAAGUUUCUCUGGAUGGGUUUCUUCUGCCACCUGUGUCAGGGCUACUUCGAUGGCCCUCUCUAUCCGGAGAUGUCCAAUGGGACCCUGCACCACUAUUUCGUGCCCGACGGGGACUAUGAAGAAAAUGAUGACCCCGAGAAGUGCCAGCUGCUCUUCAGGGUGAGUGACCACCGGCGCUGCUCCCAGGGGGAGGGGAGCCAGGCCAGCAGUCUGCUGAGCCUCAGCCUUCGGGAGGAGUUCACCGUGCUGGGCCGCCAGGUGGAGGAUGCUGGGCGUGUCCUAGAGGGCAUCAGCAAGAGCAUCUCCUACGACCUGGACGGGGAAGAGAGCUAUGGCAAGUACCUGCGGCGGGAGUCCCACCAGAUCGGGGACGCCUACUCCAACUCGGACAAGUCCCUCACUGAGCUGGAAAGCAAGUUUAAGCAGGGCCAGGAACAGGACAGCCGGCAAGAGAGCAGGCUCAACGAGGACUUCUUGGGGAUGCUGGUCCACACCAGGUCCCUGCUAAAGGAAACACUCGACAUCUCUGUGGGGCUCAGGGACAAAUACGAGCUGCUGGCCCUCACCAUCCGGAGUCAUGGGACCCGGCUGGGUCGGCUGAAAAAUGAUUAUCUUAAAGUGUAGGUGUGAGGGCGCGCUGCCUGGGAGAGGGCAUCAAAUCAAGCCCCGUUGUGGAGGGUGGGGACAGAAGCCGGGGCUAACGUCUCCCUUAUACUUAUUAUUUUUUAUAUCUGGAUUUGCACUUGGAGAAUCAUCUGAAGUGAUCUUUAAAAAGAAAUAAGCGAGGGCCGAGCUGUUUUGUUUUUGUACAUUAUUUAUGGGAUCGCUAUUGACUUGUUACUUGGAAAGACCGAUUUAAAGCCAUGCCUCCAGCCUUUCUUAGAGGACUUUCUAACUCUGCACAGACACCUGUUUCCGCCACGUCUAGAAGGACACGGUUUAUGCAGGAGGGAGUGAUUAACCUUCCCCAUCCUGGAGAAAAUACCCAGAGAGCAGAGCACAUGGUUCCUUUUCACCUUCAGCCUUCCCUCUUGGGCUUUGAAAGCUGUCAGUUGUCUGAGGUGCUGUGCGGCCUGCCUGCCAGCGGACGCCUGUUUCUCCUCUUUUUCUCUCUUAAUUUAUUAACCGUGGUCUUCAAGGUUUUGUUUUUAGUUUUUUGGGUUUUUGUGGGGGGUUUUGUAAGAGUAUUGGCUGGAAGCUAUAUGCAAAUAGUCCUUUGCAGGGAGACGUUUGAGGUGCCUCUGUGAGUGUGUGUAAGCUGAAGUGGCCACACUGAGGAAGUGCAAGCUUUGUGGGGGGUACACACUCACGUUGCUAAGCUGACUUGCUGUGUCUCUCACUGCAUGCCUGUGUCCUCAGAGCUACAGUCCAUUAAAAAAAAAGUCGAUUGUUUGAACACACCCCCAAAUGCCUAUGUUGUAGCUUACCAAUGUAUUCGUUCUGGUUUGGGGGUUUUCUUCUGUUUGCUUACUGGAAACUUGUACUUCAAGUAGGGGGGGAUUCUAGUUCUAAUAACUCCUGAACUAAGUUUUAUUAUUCAGCCAAUAAAUAUGUUCUCGUAUAA
Leopardus geoffroyi (Geoffroy's cat) is the source of this 2055-nucleotide messenger RNA. RefSeq names its product fin bud initiation factor homolog (gene FIBIN). The transcript has a single exon. The record is from RefSeq and is a predicted model, not a curated record. Lineage: Eukaryota; Metazoa; Chordata; Mammalia; Carnivora; Felidae. Bases 480 to 1115 code for a protein of 211 amino acids.